UGAACUAAAAUUGAAGUUCGGUUGUAUCGCGUGAAUUUAAGAGUUCAAGGACGACUUACCCAAGUCCGACUCAAAUCAUUGAGGUAACGGCGUAAAAAGACAGCCACCAUAUACCUUUAAAGAAGGAGGCCAUUCUUAAAUUUAUAAGAAAUUGAAGAAGCUGAAGAAGAUUUUCUUUUUUGCAUAGAAAAAUAUUUUUAAAUUAAUUUUUAAUAAUGCCUCGGCGAGGGAGAUCUAAAAAAGAUGGCCCGGAAUCAGGGGAAGACUCGGAUGAAUAUAGAAAAAGGCGUGACAGAAAUAAUUUGGCCGUUAAACGCAGUAGAGUAAAAUCCAAACAAAAAACACAAGAAACAUUAUCUAGGGUAAAUGAACUCAAAAACGAGAAUACAAUUUUGGAAGAAAAAGUCAAAACAUUGACUAAAGAAUUAGGAUUUUUAAAAGAAUUAUUUUUGGCACAUGCAUCAAAUAGUGCUGAUAAAAGUAAAUUCGAAGGAGUUAAUCUUGAAAAACUGUUGCAGGAUAACUCUGAAGGUUCAAGUCAGAAUAACACAUAAACAAGUAAUUUUAUUUCGUGGCAUCAUGGAGACCAACCAAUUGUGUUGUCCUGUGAUACCUACUCACUUUUAUAACUAAAAAACACAGUGUCUUAAGAGAAUUUAGAACAAAUUUUGAUAUAUUUCCUUUAUUCUAAAUGAAUAUUUGGUUGUAUGUAGUCAACAAUAAAAAAAAUAUAGACAUACCCUCUCUAGCUAUUGAAGAUGAAUUGUAAUUUGUCAAUAUGCAAUAGAGUUUUUUUAGAAUUGUUGGUGUAUCUAUCUUAUGAAAUAAGUAAACAAAAUCUUAUAUUAGUGUCCCAGCUCAGAGUGCUAAUUGUCAACGCCCACUGAUUGCAUUUUGUGAUCAGAUGUUUUUAAACUCUAGCAUGAUGCUUUUGAAAAUUUAUUAAUAUAUUAACUAGAGUGUGGAAAUCUUUAAGUGACAUCACACCCCAAAAUUUUAGUUGCAACCAUUAAGAAAUUACGUUUUGGUUACACAACUUUACGUUCUCCUUAAAAGCAGGGUUAUAAUAAGUUAUAAUAUUGUUUUUAUUUGUUAAUACUUUAGGGUUAAUUUAAAUUCCUUCUGUGUAUACAAUAAUCCAAGCUGUACAAACAUACUAUAGACUAUCCUUUAUAUGGACAGAGAGUGACGAUGAAGAUAGUGAAGUCGUAGAAUUGCUGUAAAAACACAAAUUUAUUUUCUAAUAAUGUCACAUCCUGACUCGGUAUCAUGGCAUUCUAAAUGCACCCCUGACUAACCAAGGCAAGUGUGGAAAUUAUCCACUUAAGUUGAGGAAAAUUUCAUGGACUGGUGAGAUAAGAUAAAACUCUAGAAUUAACAGCACAACCAUAUGAGCAUAAAAGUUGCAAUAUUUGUAUGUAUGAGACAGAUGGUAUCUACUCUAAAAGUGAUUCUCAUAUUUUCACAUACAUGCCAAAAUCACUGAGAAGAUCCAUUCUACUUUUUUGAAUGUUAUGCAGUAAAAUUUAUUUAAGACACUGUGCUUCUGAUUUACAGAUUUUAAAAUUGGAAAAUAGGUGUCAACCUGUCCAAAUUUUUGUGGCUGUUAAGUAUUGUUAAUAUAAAAAAUAAUGG
Molecule: messenger RNA, 1635 nt
Organism: Psylliodes chrysocephalus
Lineage: Eukaryota; Metazoa; Arthropoda; Insecta; Coleoptera; Chrysomelidae
Source: the annotation of a GenBank genome assembly